AUGGAUCCUGGACAGCCUCAAGCGCAGCAGCCGCCGCAGGCAGCGCAGCCCCCGGCCUCGCAGCAGCAGCAGCCGCCGCCGCAGCCCCCGGGCGCGGUGUCGGGGGCCCCGGCCGGCGCGGCGCAGCCCCCGGGUGCGGGGCCCCCUCCGGCGGGGCACCAGAUCGUCCAUGUGCGGGGCGACUCGGAGACCGACUUGGAGGCGCUGUUCAACGCCGUGAUGAACCCCAAGGGCGCCAACGUGCCACACACGCUGCCCAUGCGACUGCGGAAACUGCCCGACUCCUUCUUCAAGCCGCCCGAGCCCAAGGCCCACUCCCGCCAGGCCAGCACUGAUGCCGGGACAGCCGGAGCCCUGACCCCACAGCAUGUCCGAGCUCAUUCCUCUCCAGCAUCUCUGCAGCUGGGAGCUGUUUCUCCAGGGACACUUACACCCUCUGGAGUAGUGAGUGGACCUGGAGCUCCAUCUUCUCAACAUCUCCGCCAGUCUUCUUUUGAGAUCCCUGAUGAUGUACCUUUGCCACCAGGUUGGGAGAUGGCUAAGACACCAUCUGGACAGAGAUACUUUCUUAAUCACAUUGAUCAAACAACAACAUGGCAAGAUCCUAGGAAGGCCAUGCUUUCCCAGAUGAAUGUUACAGCUCCCACCAGUCCUUCUGUGCAGCAGAACAUUAUGAACUCGGCAUCAGGCCCACUCCCCGAUGGAUGGGAACAAGCUAUGACCCAGGAUGGAGAAAUUUACUACAUAAACCAUAAGAACAAGACCACAUCUUGGCUAGACCCAAGGCUUGACCCACGCUUUGCCAUGAAUCAGCGAAUCAGCCAAAGUGCUCCAGUCAAACAGCCACCUCCUCUGGCUCCUCAGAGUCCCCAGGGUGGUGUGAUGGGAGGGAGUAGCUCCAAUCAGCAGCAACAGAUGAGGCUUCAGCAGCUACAAAUGGAGAAAGAAAGGCUGAGACUGAAGCAUCAAGAACUGCUUCGGCAGGUGAGGCCACAGGCAUUGCGGAAUAUCAAUCCCAGCACAGCAAAUUCUCCAAAACAUCAGGAAUUGGCUCUCCGUAGCCAGCUUCCAACAAUGGAACAAGACGGUGGAUCUCAAAACCCUGUGUCAUCUCCUGGAAUGUCUCAGGAACUGAGAACAAUGACUACAAAUAGUUCUGAUCCCUUUCUUAACAGUGGAACGUAUCACUCCAGAGAUGAAAGCACAGAUAGUGGACUUAGCAUGAGCAGCUACAGUGUACCCAGAACCCCAGAUGACUUCCUGAACAGCGUGGAUGAGAUGGAUACAGGUGACAGUAUCGGCCAAAGUAACAUACCAUCCCAUCAGAACCGUUUCCCAGACUACCUUGAAGCCAUUCCAGGGACAAAUGUGGACCUUGGGACACUGGAAGGAGAUGGCAUGAAUAUAGAAGGAGAAGAACUGAUGCCAAGUCUGCAAGAGGCUUUGAGCUCUGACAUCCUUAAUGACAUGGAAUCUGUCUUGGCAGCCACCAAGCUAGAUAAAGAGAGUUUUCUUACUUGGUUAUAG
Messenger RNA from Cinclus cinclus, 1527 nucleotides. It is a transcript of the gene YAP1, whose product is annotated as Yes1 associated transcriptional regulator. The transcript has 9 exons. NCBI's taxonomy places the organism in Eukaryota, Metazoa, Chordata, Aves, Passeriformes, Cinclidae. Gene Ontology annotation, molecular function: transcription corepressor activity; transcription coactivator activity; protein binding. Gene Ontology annotation, cellular component: nucleus; cytoplasm. Gene Ontology annotation, biological process: positive regulation of transcription by RNA polymerase II; hippo signaling. The record is from RefSeq and is a predicted model, not a curated record. Bases 1 to 1527 code for a protein of 508 amino acids.